Molecule: messenger RNA, 2714 nt
Organism: Aspergillus saccharolyticus JOP 1030-1
Lineage: Eukaryota; Fungi; Ascomycota; Eurotiomycetes; Eurotiales; Aspergillaceae
Product: Pet127 family protein
Exons: 3
Coding region: 128-2449 (773 amino acids)
Biological process (GO): mitochondrial RNA 5'-end processing
Cellular component (GO): mitochondrion; mitochondrial envelope
Source: RefSeq, a predicted model, not a curated record
AUCAAGUUCGCCGCCUCCUCGAUUUUCUUCUCAGCUUGUGCAGAACACUUUUAUUUUGUUCCUGUUUCUUUUUCGUUGUCGCUCUUUUCCUCCGAUUGAAUUUCAGUCCGCAUCCUUAUAGUCCCGAAUGCUUCGGGCUUCCUGGCGGUCUGCCGUGACCCCUCGUCGGGGUCACGGCUGCUGGUCGUGCCUUUCCCGUGGCUUCAAUGCGCCUCCGCAUCAGCAGUUAUGGGCGCGCUCCUUGCACCACGAGUCACCGCCGUGCCCCGAGGCUGCUUCUGGUGCUGAGGCAGAGGCCCCGAAUAAAGCUCCGAUUCCUAAUCAAUCUGACGUUCAAUUACGAUCUGAUCAAGACCACCGCCAGCAGAAGCAGCAGCAGCAGCAGCAGCAGCAGCAAGAGGAGCAGCCUGAGCAGCAGCCUGAGCAGCAGGAACCAGCUGGCAAUGUGCGAAAACCUUACUCAAUUAUGCCAGAACUUCCCUUCACUGCAACGCAUUGCAAUGUUCGCCGCAUCAUGAAACCAGAAAGUGUUCAACCGCUCCCAGUGAAAACAGCAGACGUGCCCAGCCUAGCAUUCGGUUUGGAUCGAGUAUUAUUUAACCACGGAGUUUACACGCUGCGGGAUCCAAGAUCCCGAGUUUACAAUUUCGAUCCGUACUUGGGUUCCAUCAUGCCUGUCACCGAAUUCGAUUUUCAAGCUUUAAAGGACUACAUUACUUCCUCCAAGGAUAAACAAUUACAUUCCCUCGCGCGGAAGAAGGGCAAGAAAUAUAUUGGGUCCUCUUCGAGUAUGACUUCGGUACUCUCGCACUUUCACUACCUGUUGUCAGCUUGGCGACCCGUCGACACUAGCAUCUUGUCUCAGGGCUUCACCGAAAAUUUAAAGACCUUCACGCGACUUUUGCGAGCACCUGCGGCCAUGUUCCUACACUACCAGGAUGGUGUCUAUGCUAUUGAUGCAGACAAGGAGUUUGAUUCAGCCAACAUUUUGAUGAAUUUGGGUAAAUCCAUGGAAAAGCUGCUGACACUACCAAAGGAGGAAUUUGAGCGCUACCGGAGGACCAGCGCCAACAAGAUCACCCCAGAGGAAGAGAAUGCCAUCCCUGAAUCAUACCACUACUCCACCCACGGCGAUUUUCUUAUGCGAUCCCAGUUAGACGCUUAUGACCCACGACUUCCGGGAACCGGCAUGUUCGAUCUAAAGACACGUGCUGUGGUGUCAAUUCGUAUGGAUGCGCGCAAUUUCGAGCAGGGCCUGGGUUACGAGAUUCGUCGACCAUUCGGCUUGUACGAAUCGUACGAACGCGAGUAUUAUGAUAUGAUCCGGGCUGCUUUCCUCAAAUAUUCGCUUCAGGUACGCGUCGGACGCAUGGACGGCAUCUUUGUGGCAUUUCACAACAUCGAGCGUAUUUUUGGCUUCCAAUAUAUCUCGUUGAACGAGAUGGAUAAAGCGCUACAUGGUCAAUAUAAGAAUGCAUUGGGUGAUCGCGAGUUCGAACACAGCAUUCAGAUUUGGAAUGAUAUCCUGGACCGUGCCACGAAAAAAUUUCCUAAGCAGUCGCUUCGCUUUCAUUUUGAGACCCGCGGUGAAAACUCGAGAAGCAAACCCUACAUGCUCAUCUUCGCGGAGCCCGUCACGCCUGACGAGAUUGAGGCAAUUCAGAACAAGAAUAAGGAAGUGAUUGACGCGUACCAGAAACGCAUCUUGAAUCUGCCCGACGAGCCGGUGGCGACAUCGACUAACGACCUCGUCGAAGAGGAAGAUCCAGCCCUCGAAGACGACGAUGCCGUAUAUGACAGUACUCUGAAAGACCCCACGGAAGCUAUUCCGGAGGAGAAAGCAGACGAGGAUGAGUUCUUCUGCCUAAACAGCAAGUCUGAGGCGGAGGAGGGUAAAGAGCUCUUUGCUGCCGUACUCACACUUGAAAACUUUGUAAAUGGGCAGAGGGUCGUCAGACCGGAAAUAUUCACCAGGAAAGAUCAGUGGGAGAUCGCAUAUAAGAUUCAUUACCUGGAUGGAGCGGACGCCGAAACCCGUAAGUUUUAUCGGGCUUGUCAAAGACGUCGCCGGGAUGCUCUCGACUAUGCGAAGUCAGACGGGUCGACUCCUUACCUCAGGAAGCUCCGAGAGAUUGCUCAGCGCGGUCGCCGAUACCGUGAGCGGCAGACAUCCAUGGAUUCGAAAUCUGAGCCUGUCGUCUUCCGUACUUUGUCUCCGACGGGGCCCAGUGUUCCCCUGAAGUCACAUGCUCGCCAUCACCCAAAGACUGGGCCGGGGGUUAGGUAUGUGGCUAAUAAGUCUAGCAAAGGCGAAAAGCCUCGCGACAAGCCGUUCAACAAGACGCGCGAAGCGUUCCGCCGCAGGCCUUCUAGCAAGCCUCAAUCUUUUCAGAAGACCACCGAGCAACCUGCCGAACGUCCUGCGAAGCAGACUUCCCCUCCUAGGUGAGAGAGGAUCAGCCAUUAAAACCCAACCGUCCUCGUUCUCGCCAUCCGUCAUUUUGAAGGAGGGAGCGAGAAGGGAAAGGAAUGCGCCAAUCCGGCUUGUAAACUAAUCAAUAUCAUGUAUCCAAGGCUCGUGUCGUUUUCGAUGCGUGGCCGCGCGCAGAUGUAUCUGGAUGGGAGUUCGGUGUUUUAAAACUAGAAAGCAAUCUCGAUUUUCUUUCGUCGUUCGAUUUCAUCGUGUUGUCUUAUAACUUUAUACCAACUGGCCU